GCUGCCGUGCCCCAGACGGUGGUUUCUGGGGGAACAGAGCCCAUCGCCCCCCAGCAGCAGUCCAGGAUGGAGAACUUCAGGAAGGUCAAGACGUCCGAGGAAGAAAGCCCGCUGCCCUUCGUGGGCCUCCCUUCGGACGUGAUUGAAAUGAAGGUGAAGGAGGGCAGCAAGAUCCGGAACUUGAUGGGCUUCGCCAUGGGUAGGGUAGCGCGGGAGGACACCCGGCAGAUCGUCUUCAGCGGCUGCGGCCGGGCUGUCACCAAGACCAUCACCUGCGUGGAGAUCAUGAAGAGGAAAGUGGCCGGCCUCCACCAGGUCACCAAAGUGCAAUACAGGACUCUCCUGGAGGUCUGGGAGAACAAGGCAACCCGGCCUGAGGGGGCCCCGGCAGAACAUCUCACCGUCCACAAGAACGUGCCCUCCAUCUGCAUCCUGCUCUCCAAGGACCCCCUGGAUCCCAGCCAGAUGGGCUAUCAGCCCCCGGAUCUCCCCGGCGGCCUGUGGGUGGGCGAGGGGGGCAGCCAAGAGGGGGGCAGGUCCAACACCGCCCCGAAGGGAAGGAAGAGGAGGUUGGCGGCGCUGCCCCACGAGGAGGACCCGCGGAACAAGAAGGCUCAGGUACCGGAGAUCCAGGACGACUCGGGGGCCCUGGUGGGUUGUGGACACGGACGGCAUUCCUGCCCUACUUGCCUUGAGCAACUGUGA
Zootoca vivipara (common lizard) is the source of this 705-nucleotide messenger RNA. Lineage: Eukaryota; Metazoa; Chordata; Lepidosauria; Squamata; Lacertidae. The record is from RefSeq and is a predicted model, not a curated record.